AUGGAGUUCCGCCCAUUUGUAGAUCGGAAGCGACGGGAUCAGAAGCCUCGAGUGCUGCUCUCCUGCACUACGUGUCGAGAGAAAAAGCUGAAAUGUGACCGCGGCCGUCCUUGUUCGAACUGCCAGAAGCGCGAUCAGGCCGCCUCCUGUCACUAUGUUCAGGCGCGUCCUGCGCUCAGCAAACCCUCAUUGCCGGACUGCAAGAUCGGCAGGGAUCGUCGUACGCCUUUGGAAGUGCGGUUUCAGCCUGCAUCCGAGCCGGGUGGGUUUGUCCAGCCAAGCCACUGGCGGGCUCUUAUGGACGACGCCACAAGACAACUGGACCGCAACGGUCAUCGUGCUGUCGAGAGCAAAUCGGGUGGGAAUACCGCGCACUUGCUAUUAGGGCUUUCUCAUAAUGUGAGCAUCGAAGAGCUGGUCGCCUCCUUACCCCCACGGCAUGUUACAGACAGACUCGUUUCCGCCUUCCUGGAGUCUGCUGAGCCAUCGUUGAUGAUUAUUCACGUCCCAACAUUUCAGUCUCAGUACCGCCAGUUCUGGCAAUCGUCCUUGACGAUCAGUCCCGCCUGGCUUUCCCUUCUCUAUGGGGUUCUGGCCGCCGGAUUCUGGAUCGAGCGCUUUGUGGACCCCUCCCAGGCGUCCGCGGAGCUGCCCAAGUCCCUCCAUGCCCUGCACCAGAACUGCGCAGUCGCCCUCUCAAAAUCGGACAUCACCGUUCCCGGCUGCUUCAAGGUAGAGGCCGCACUGAUGUGUCUGGGCGUGGAAUACCUGCAAUACAAUGACUCCAAGACAGGCGUCUCCAUCCUUCUCGGGAUCGUGUCGCGCCUGGCAAUCAUGAUGGGAUACCACCAGAGCGGUAACCUGUGCCGUCCACCGCCGCUGCCCUUUGAAGCAGAGAUGCGAAGUAGGGCUUGGCUGUUGCUCUCGGUCAUCGAUAACGUCGUGGCCUCCCAAAGCGGGCUCCCCAGAGUGCUCUAUCCCGGCCUGGCCGACACGCCCCGGCCACGGAAUCUGUUAGAUGAGGAUCUCCACCCAACCAUGUCUGCUCUGCCUCCGUCACGAUCGGCCACCGAGACAGUAAGCGGCGUUGUGUUCAUGAUCGCUCUUGACGACCUCCGCUCGAUAGCCAACGAGAUCACCGAGCUUGUCGCUAAGGGCACCAUCUCACGAGCAACCACCCUUCGUCUAAGCCAGCAGCUGGGAGCUCUAAGAAACGGCCUUCCGCGUUCAUUGCGCAUGCCGCCGCCAAGGCAUCCCGAUCCAGCAUCCCCUCACAGCGGCCUGCUCAUGCAGCGCACUCUGGAGAUGGUAUAUCAACGCUCCCGCUGUAUCCUCCAUCGCCAAUACCUGGUGUCGUCGCGCUUUGACCCGGAGCUUGAAUCCUUCGGGUGGGCGUGUCUGGACGCAGCGCGCUGUGUUCUGGAGCAGCAGUGCCUUCUCUUCGAAGAAGCGCUACACUGCCCGCGCAGAAGACACUCGUGGUUCGGCACCUCCAACUCCGUGUCUGAUUGUCUCACCGCGGCAAUGGUGAUCUGUCUUGCAGUGAUCAAUGAGUCGAGCUCUCCUACCCUUAAGACUAACAAGCCCUUCGCCGGGAACACAUCGACAACAGAAUUGGUCCGGGUCCUACACCAGACAUAUACAAACUUGAGUCAGACCCCCAGGCCGCCGGUGGAAGUCACAAAGGCAGCUGAGGUCCUGGCCACGAUGCUCCGGCGGAUGGGCCAUGGUGUAGCCACCUGCACGAGCGCUAGCUGCACUCCCCCGGCUGCCACUGGACCCAGUACUAGUGCCAAUAAUACUGGUAACGUGUCUGAUUUCGGCAUCUUAGACCUCCCGUCACUCUCACCUGGACUGCCUGCUUCUUCCUCUGUCUGGUCAGCCUUUGACGAAAUGAUCAAUGCGGAAACUGACUUUGAGAUGUUCGACUGGGUGUUUUGGGAUCGGGAAAUGCGGCAGAUGAAUGAACCAUUCUUGGAUAACUUGUAG
This is a messenger RNA of Aspergillus mulundensis, 1989 nucleotides long. RefSeq lists its product as uncharacterized. The coding region runs from base 1 to 1989 and encodes 662 amino acids. Gene Ontology annotation, molecular function: DNA-binding transcription factor activity, RNA polymerase II-specific; zinc ion binding; DNA binding. NCBI's taxonomy places the organism in Eukaryota, Fungi, Ascomycota, Eurotiomycetes, Eurotiales, Aspergillaceae. The record is from RefSeq and is a predicted model, not a curated record. The transcript is spliced from 6 exons. Gene Ontology annotation, biological process: regulation of DNA-templated transcription; DNA-templated transcription. Gene Ontology annotation, cellular component: nucleus.